This is a messenger RNA of Diachasma alloeum, 891 nucleotides long. Its product is annotated as ARL14 effector protein. The record is from RefSeq and is a predicted model, not a curated record. Gene Ontology annotation, cellular component: intracellular membrane-bounded organelle. Lineage: Eukaryota; Metazoa; Arthropoda; Insecta; Hymenoptera; Braconidae. Bases 334 to 738 code for a protein of 134 amino acids. The transcript has 3 exons.
ACUGAAUUAAAUCACAGUUUUCCCCCAACACCAGAUGAUUCGUGGAGGUUAUCAAAUGUGUAAACAAUAACAAAACAUUUUAUUUAUUGUGAUAGGAUAUACGUCGGUUUUUUAGUUUUAUAUGUGAGGAGAGUGAACAGACGUCACUUUUACCUAUUCUUUUCGAAACUAUUUAGUUUUAUUUUCCGGGAAUGCAUAAACACUCGCACAACCGGUGUAUGCUGUUGCAAAAAUGUGAAAGUAGUUGAAAUAAUUAUUUUUUGUGAUUAUAUAUGGUGAUUUGAUCCAAGAGAAGUGAUUCUAGAAGGUCAAUAAGGAAUUGUGGUGGGAAAUAUGGAUUCAUUACAUGAGGAUAAUGAUCUUCCAAAGAAGCGAACUCGAACAUUUCAAAGUAAGCAGAAAAUUGCGGACAACGAGGCGAAGAAGAUCCUGAGAGACUUCGAUCCCCAGCGCAGUGAACGAGAAAAACGUAAGAAUACCCAGCAGAUACGAAGACUCUACCCAGGAAGCAAGAAACACGUGCUGUACGAUGAGUCGGGAAUCUUCAUGCAGAAUGGAAUGAAUCUUUGUGAUUGUCUACGACAGGAUUGUCCUGGUUGUCAUUAUCCCUGCCCCAAGUGUGGCUCCACCAAGUGUGGACAUGAGUGCAGAAUCCACCGAAGAUGGGCAUACGAAUGCAUAGAGAAUGAAGGCAGUGACACCGUGACAAAAAAUCGCGAUGUGAAGAAGACAUUCUAACAAUUUACACGUCAUAAUCCACCGAUUAACCCAGCGACGAUAAAUCCACGAGCGUAAAAAUAAUAAUUGUGAAAUACAAAAUUACAACCACAUGAUUAUUGUACCCUCAGGACUCAGUCACAAAAUUGUUACGAUACUAGAAUAAAUAAUAAA